CGCGCCGGAGACCUGGGGUUGGGCAGCGCCCAGUUCCGUGCAACUUUCAAGUGAGUUGCAAACUCCGCCCCGAAGCCGGUGCCGGUAGCCCGGCGCACUGAGGUCCCGGGGACCCACACGAAGCGCAGACUGCGACCAGCCACCCCUGGCCUGGGACCCACAGCGCCCCUGGCAAGGGCCGAACGGUUCGUUCUCCGGAGCAGGAAGUGCGGGUCAGAGCUGUAACUGCCAAAGCGGCGCGGUGGGGCGGAAGAGCGCGCUGGCGGGUACCGGCUCCCGAGUCGGUCCUGCCUGCCCCGGCCCGCUCAUCUCCCCUUUCUUCAGGCUCUCCGCGCCGCGGAGUUAGUGCGGGCUCCGCCUCCACAAGGGGCAAUCCUAGCGCCCCUGUGGUUCCUACACCCCCACCGUGGCGUGAGCGUCCCUCUGGUCGUCUUCCUGGAGGGAUCUCCCUUCGCUCCCAAGGCUGCAGAAUGGUGUCCUGGAUGAUCUGUCGCCUGGUGGUGCUGGUGUUUGGGAUGCUGUACCCAGCUUAUGCUUCCUACAAGGCUGUGAAGACCAAGAACAUUCGUGAAUAUGUCCGAUGGAUGAUGUACUGGAUCGUCUUUGCACUCUUCAUGGCGGUGGAGACCUUCACGGACAUCUUUGUUUCCUGGUUCCCUUUCUACUACGAGAUCAAGAUGGCAUUUGUGCUGUGGCUGCUUUCACCCUACACCAGGGGGGCCAGCAUGCUUUACCGAAAGUUUGUCCACCCAUCCUUGUCUCGCCAUGAGAAGGAAAUCGACACCUACAUUGUGCAGGCCAAGGAGCGCAGCUACGAGACGGUGCUCAGCUUCGGGAAGCGGGGCCUCAACAUUGCUGCCUCUGCUGCUGUGCAGGCUGCCGCUAAGAGUCAGGGUGCACUGGCCGGGAGGCUGCGGAGCUUCUCCAUGCAGGACCUGCGAACCAUCCCCGAUGGCCCCGCCCCCACCUACCAGGAUCCCCUCUACCUGGAGGACCAGGUACCCCGCCGCAGGCCACCCAUCGAAGUGGUCCCCCAGCCACCAGCCCGGCCCCGAGAGAAGCCGCUGGGCCGUAGCCAGAGCCUGCGUGUGGUCAAGAGGAAGCCUCUGGCCCGGGAGGGCACCUCGCGCUCCCUGAAGGUUCGGACAAGGAAAAAGACCACACCCUCAGACAUGGACAGUUAGGGUCUGCAGAGCCAGGCCGGGUCUUACCUCCUGCUCUGCGGGGCGCUGGGGCCCUUCCGAGGGGCUUCUGGCUGUGCUCGCAGCCCUCCUGGCCCUCCUGGCUCUUGCUGACGGUUCCUGGCCACAUGCAGGGCC
This is a messenger RNA of Dama dama (fallow deer), 1319 nucleotides long. RefSeq names its product receptor accessory protein 4 (gene REEP4). Lineage: Eukaryota; Metazoa; Chordata; Mammalia; Artiodactyla; Cervidae. The record is from RefSeq and is a predicted model, not a curated record. Gene Ontology annotation, molecular function: microtubule binding. Gene Ontology annotation, cellular component: cytoplasmic microtubule; endoplasmic reticulum membrane; endoplasmic reticulum tubular network. The coding region runs from base 471 to 1184 and encodes 237 amino acids. Gene Ontology annotation, biological process: endoplasmic reticulum tubular network organization. The transcript is spliced from 8 exons.